Messenger RNA from Truncatella angustata, 1569 nucleotides. RefSeq lists its product as uncharacterized. Gene Ontology annotation, molecular function: oxidoreductase activity, acting on the CH-OH group of donors, NAD or NADP as acceptor. Gene Ontology annotation, cellular component: cytoplasm. Lineage: Eukaryota; Fungi; Ascomycota; Sordariomycetes; Amphisphaeriales; Sporocadaceae. The transcript is spliced from 4 exons. The coding region runs from base 440 to 1429 and encodes 329 amino acids. The record is from RefSeq and is a predicted model, not a curated record.
UACGAGAGCAAUCAAAAGCGCCAUGCCCACCUCACUAUAUGAACUUUGCAAUGAGACUGUUCGUUUUGUCCAGUUAAUCAGACUUGUUACACUCUAGAGGUAUCUUGUUCUUCGCGUCUUAGCUCGCACGAUUCUUAAGAAGCAUUACAAGCCCCUAAGGUGCUCGACCAUUUGCCCAGUGCUAGCGGUCAACGACGACUCUUGUUCCUUCCACGAAACAGUCCUGGUGUGAUGCCUAUGCUUCUCCCUGCCGCCAAUCUUCCCGGUCCAGAGUUCGUCACCGCCUUUGCUGAAGCUGAUAUCGCAGAAUGCAUCAAACUGCUACUAUGAACAUUGUGAAAUCUUCUGCCCCGUUUAGAAGAGAUCCAUUAUCCACGUACCCGCGCUACUAACCAACGCCGCGAUUUGGCGAGAACCGAAAUCAUUGUCGGCAGUCGACAUGCACGGCCCCCGUGGUACAGUGCCCUCCCCCUCCCCACCACCCAAGCUGUCCAUAAGUGAAGUGCGCUUCAUGAGAUAUUGCCUGCUAUUCCAAAAACACGCCUUUUGGACACUGGGUCGAGCUUUAUCCAUAGAAUUUGCAGUAACUGGUGGAAUGACGAGACGAGUAGCGGUCAUCACAGGCGGUUCAAGUGGCAUAGGAUAUGCGGCCGUGCAGGCGCUGAUUGCUAGAGGCGGAUGGCGAGUACACAUAUUUGACGUCGUUGUACUGGAAGACGAUGUACAUCCUGACAUCGUCCCACAUCGAGUCAGCGUCGUUAACUACACUGAGCUAGCUGCGGCUUUCAAGUUGGUAUUUGAGCAGAGCGAUAACAGAUUAGACUUUGUCUUUGCUAAUGCCGGGAUUCUUGAGCGCGAGAACUGGUACGCAACGGCAGCGGAACUUGAUGAACCGCCUCCGGAGCCCAACUGGACGGCACUGGAUGUCAAUCUCAAGGGCUGUAUGAACACGAUCCGCAUCGCCCGUCAUUACAUGGCGCGAUCACCCGAAAAAGGGUCGAUUGUUGUCACGAGUAGCAGCGCAGCCAUCUGGCCAUCCGAGUUCACUCCAGUCUACACCGCCUCCAAACAUGGCGUGGUUGGCUUCAUGCGCAGCAUUGCUGAUUGGUAUUACCAGUGCGACGGCAUCCGCGUCAAUGCACUAUGCCCAGGCGUCGUGAGAACGAGAAUAUUGCCCGAAGCAAGCUGGAAUGGGUUCCCGGCAGAGUCAUUCACGCCCAUGGAACUUGUGAUAGGGAUUGUCUUGAAGUUCGUUGACGGGGAAACAAUUGUCGAUUCGAACGGGAAGUCAACUGACAAGGAUCACGGUGUUACGGUUGUACCGAGCGGCCAAAACUUCUACCUGAACGAGGUACCCGAGUACUGCAAUGAUAUUCACAAAAGCAUGGUAGAAGCAGGGAAAGUUAAGGAGCAAGUUAGUUUAAUCUGAAUUACAUUGGUCGCGAUUUGACUAGUUGGGCCGCACUUGGUAGUAUCGUCAGUGAUGAGAUAUUCCAAAAGCUGCAGCACCGACUUCUUAGCAUCCCAGUGGCAUACACCCCCGUAGAUAUAAUUCCAGUAGUUAGCGCC